This is a messenger RNA of Prunus armeniaca (apricot), 567 nucleotides long. The record is from the annotation of a GenBank genome assembly. NCBI's taxonomy places the organism in Eukaryota, Viridiplantae, Streptophyta, Magnoliopsida, Rosales, Rosaceae.
AUGGAAGACUCUGCUUCUCCUGCUUCUCCGCCUCCGACCAAGAGUCGACAAGAUUUCGGAAAAUUGGAUUACGGAUGCGACCAUUAUCGGAGACGAUGCAAGAUUCGAGCCCCUUGCUGCGACCAGAUUUUCCCCUGCCGCCACUGCCACAACGAAGCCGCGAGCUCCCUCAGCAACCCCAAAGAUCGCCAUGAACUUGUCAGGCAGGAUGUGAAGCAAGUUGUAUGCUCCGUUUGCAAUACAGAGCAACAGGUUGCUCAGCUUUGUUCUAACUGUGGUGUCAACAUGGGAGAAUAUUAUUGCGAUAUUUGCAAGUUCUAUGAUGAUGAUAUCAGCAAGCAGCAAUUUCAUUGCAAUGAGUGCGGGAUUUGUAGAGUCGGUGGUCGUGACAAAUUCUUUCAUUGUCAGAAGUGUGGUUCUUGCUAUGUAGUGGAACUGCGUGAUAAUCACUUAUGUGUAGAAAACUCCAUGAAAAAUCACUGCCCUGUUUGCUAUGAGGUAUCGUUGUCCCAUUUGCUCCAAGACAGUACACGACAUGGAUACUAUUUGGAGAUUGUUGGAUGCUGA